UAUACCAGGUAAAGCUGAUCAAUUAAAUAUAUUACGACAAGGUGAUACUGAUCCACAUAAAGAUAAUGUAGAUUGUAUGAAUGCAUUUUGUGCAAUAGUAGUUUUUGGAGAUUUUGAAGGAGGAGAUUUAGUAUUAAGUGAAAUUGGAAUUACAAUCGAAAUUAAAG
Molecule: messenger RNA, 167 nt
Organism: Funneliformis geosporum
Lineage: Eukaryota; Fungi; Glomeromycota; Glomeromycetes; Glomerales; Glomeraceae
Source: the annotation of a GenBank genome assembly